Molecule: messenger RNA, 1854 nt
Organism: Penicillium egyptiacum
Lineage: Eukaryota; Fungi; Ascomycota; Eurotiomycetes; Eurotiales; Aspergillaceae
Source: the annotation of a GenBank genome assembly
AUGAGUCUGGAUCGUGUUAUCCAGGAUUCUGACGAGGACGAACCCUUUGAGGGGGAUGACGUUCCCGCCUCUGUCAACUCUCUCCACCCCUCCGAGCCCGCAUUGCAGCAGGAAUAUCAACAUGCCCCCGCCAGACAGACGACCCACAAUGCAGUGUACGAACACAGCCUUGCUCCUGAUGAAAGCAUGUUCACACAGCUGAAUGUCAAUUUCGAUGAGUUCCUCCAAUCGCAGGAAAGAGGCCAUUCAAUGCUAUCGUCGUCGCAGCAGCGGCGGGAGGACAGAUGGAUCCCCUCAACCAGUGAGGGUGGAACUGGGUCGGUCGGCGCCAUGAUGACGGAGAUUGGAAUCGCGCAGAGGAGACUUCUGGACGCCGAUCCUUCAAGUGCAAGCCUACUGCCCCCUUCUACGGCCGCGCCGUACUCGACAGAAUCAUUUCAGUCUGCGCCGUUUCCUACCAUACCAAGCUACCCCUCGUACCAGAUGGAUCAACCGGAGAAUGGCAGCUUCGCACAUAAUCCAGCACUCAUUGACGCCUACGUCGAUGCAAAUCAGACCUUGCUACCCACCAGACAGGGUACCUAUGACCUGACUCCCCCUGACGCCAGUAACUUAAUGGCAUUGCCUCCGGAAAUCCUCCCUCACGGAGCUACCGGGCCCUUCAUGGAACAGGAGAACGCACACUUAAACUCACCCCAGGAAGCCUCACAGCCCAAAUCUCAGCAGACGGGCCCCUGUUCCCCCCAUGAUACCGAACCUCUCUCCUCUGUUGCAUCCAUGAAAUUCAGCGAAGCAAAGAUCAUCACUGCCGGAACCAGUCUCAUCUCCCCGCAACAAUCCCAGUCAAGCACGCACGACGAGCUCGCUCUGCCAGCAAACCCACCAGCUGUGCCAGAUAUCGAGACGCCCGGUGCGAAGAAGAAGCGGGGACGGCCCAAGAAGCAACCCUUGCCAGAUAAUGACGAAGAUGAUGAGCUAGCCAACUCUCGGGACUAUGAGUUCAAACACCCUGGCGCAAAUGGUGCGAUUGACCCCUCCGAUAGCGAAUGGACUACGGAAAAUAAUACCCCGGCCUCGAGCGGAGUCUCCGAUGAGACUGACGAAGAAAAUCUAGAAGCAGCCCCAAAGCCUGAAAAACCAGGACCCAAGGAGUCGAAAAAGCAGAAAGCCAAAAAAAGCAAGACGACACCCGCCCCCGAGCCCGAUGCUGAUGACCACGUGAUAUGGGUGGACACGAAGCCUCUCAGCGUGGAACCCUCAACAGGGAAUGCCACUCCACAGACAGAAACCCCAGAGCCCCCAGAACAGGAUUUGGACUCCAUUGUUUUGGACCCAAACCCUCCAGUUGCUCCCCAGGCACCGAUUCCCACACUGGAAGAAAAGACACAAGAUGCCAGAAACGCCGAAAAGCCAGCACCCAAGAAACGCGGACGCAAGCGAAAGCAGGCAAUCGAGCAAGCGGAAACACCAUCGGAGUCCGCAGAUACACCCGAACCAAACAGGCCGCCGUCCGGAGCUCAGACUCCUGCGCCAAAGUUGGCCGUCGUUGUCGAUAAUAGUCCCAAAUCCAUACUGGAAGCUAACUCCGGUAACAACGAUACAUCUGUUAUUCAGCUCAACGACCAGACGCCCCAUCCACUUCCUGGUCCUGACCCUCUCCCUGACACUACAAUUGAUACCCCUCAGCCUCAGACUCCUUCGAAGCCCGAUGCUGCACCUGUCGAUACACCCCAGAAUGCUGGCAAGGGCCCGGAUAAGCAUAGCCCCAUCUCGGCGCGGAGUGGUGUGCCUUAUCGCGUGGGCUUGAGUAAGAGGGCAAGGAUUGCGCCAUUGCUUAAGAUGGUACGGAAAUAG